GUCGAAGACCAGGCAAAGGUCACACGCACUUUCCCUGAUCUCCUCCUUGUUUCCCCCAAAUCUCCAGAUCGCCGGCGAUCUUCCCGGCGGCGGCCUACGACUAGCGGGGGCGCCAGCCACCACCUCCCCCUUCUACUAGUAGAAUAACUGCACGCUCUGCAAAAUAAUUCGUAGCGGCGGUAGCGAGAGAAGAGGGGAUGACUAGCCUGUCCAUCACGGUGAUGACGCUGAACCUCCAGGAGGGGGAUCAGCCGAGCGAGAGCCCUAACAGCUGGGAGAAGCGCCGCGACAUCUGCGUCAGCGUCAUCACCAGCUACUCCCCCACCAUCCUCUGCACCCAGCAAGGGUUGAGGUGUCAGCUGGACUACCUACAGCAGUGCCUGCCAGGUUAUGAGCAAUUUGGCAUUUCAAGAAAAGGAUCACAAGACACCACCGACGAAUACUGCACGAUAUUCUACGAAAAAGAGAAGGUGGAGCUUACAGAAGGCGGCACCUUCUGGUUAUCAGAAUCUCCGUCGGUGCCAGGAAGUAUUGCAUGGGGAGCAACUGCACCAUGCAUUGCUACAUGGGCAACGUUUCAAGUCAAAAGAGUAGAACCACCUGGGUUCAGUUUCCAAAUUGUAAAUACGAAUCUCGAUGAAGAUAGCCCUCGUGCUCGUAGACGAAGUGCUUUGCUUACGUGGCAACAUAUAGCAUCUCUGCCACCCAAUUUGCCUGUGAUCUAUUGCGGAGGCUUCAACACACAAAAGGAAUCUAUGACUGGGCGGUUUUUGCUCGGCAGAUCUAGGGAGCAUGGUGUUGUGGGUGAUAUGAGAGAUGCUUGGCCCAAUGCUCGUGUGCGCAAAAACGUAUCACUGAUACACACAUAUCAUGGAUUUAAAGGGGAGAAACAAGGUGCGGCAGAAUUUCUAAAAUUAGUAUUUAGAGCUCUUUGUCUCUGCUGGGAUAGACAGACACAAGACUUGCAUAUCGACUGGAUACUGUUUAGAGGGCGUCCACUGGUUCCUGCACUAUGUGAAGUCAUAAAUGACAAUAUAGACGGUGUUUAUCCGUCGUCGCAUUUCCCCAUCUUUGCUGAGUUUUUGCUUCCCCGCUCAGUCCGCCUAGCCGAGACGCCUUCAUAGCCAGUGUUUGUACUCCUGUUGCAACAAUUCUUCUCCCGGCUACAGUUCUUUAGCCUUGUUUGGUUUUUGGCUAAAUUAUUCAUUUCUAUAUACCCAGCCCGUUGUUCUGGAUGGCAUCUUCACCCUCCAUGGCAACAGCAGCUCGUGCAGUCUAUCAAAUUUCACUUUACAGGGGUAUUUUUUUUUAACUUUCCACCGUCUGCAUUUUUUUUAUGUACGCAUCCUUACCAGUCAGGGGCGCUGAUAUUGUCUUUGUAUUUUACUGAACUAUAUAGCAAUUGCGAAAUCUCAAAUCUGUCAAUAAACUUUGCCAAGAUUAUGGAAGCAA
Lolium rigidum is the source of this 1452-nucleotide messenger RNA. RefSeq lists its product as uncharacterized. The record is from RefSeq and is a predicted model, not a curated record. The transcript is spliced from 7 exons. Gene Ontology annotation, molecular function: 3'-5'-RNA exonuclease activity. NCBI's taxonomy places the organism in Eukaryota, Viridiplantae, Streptophyta, Magnoliopsida, Poales, Poaceae. Bases 198 to 1124 code for a protein of 308 amino acids.